AUGUCAAUCGUACCUUUGCCUGAAGCCACUGUCCGCAACCUGGGAUCCAGUCUUGUCAUCACCAGCCCCGUGGUUCUACUCAAGGAGCUUGUAGACAAUGCCAUCGACGCCGGAGCGACGUCGAUCGAUGUGUUGGUGUCUCCUAACACGAUUGACAAGAUCGAGGUUAGGGAUAAUGGCCAUGGCAUUAGCCCUGCCGACUUUGGCUACCUAGGUUGCCCCGGCCACACAAGCAAGCUCACGUCACUGGAUGAACUCGACACUCUGGGAGGGAAAACAUUGGGGUUUCGCGGCGUUGCAUUGGCCAGUGCCAACACCCUCGCAAAUGUUUCUCUGACGACUCGAGUGCCAACCGAGCACGUUGCCGCUGCCAUCUCUCUCGCGAAAAGGGGAGGAGUUGACACCCUACGGUAUGUUGGCGCUCCAGUUGGCACCACUGUCCGUGUGACGAACUUGUUCUCGCAUAUGCCCGUGAGAUCACAGGUUACCGUCAAGGAGGCACCGAGGAAUUUGGCAAGAAUGAACGAGCUUUUGCAGUCCUAUGUACUUGCGAGACCGACAGUGAAGUUGCGAUUCACAGUUCUGAAGACUCCUAACCUCUCGUGGUCUUAUGCCCCAGCGGCGAAUGGGGAGAUUAAGGCAGCAGCAAUUCAGCUUUUUGGCACAGAGCUAGCGUCUCAGUGCGUAUUCAAAACUUCCCCGAGCCAGAUAACUCCAGGCGGCGACAAAACUUCAAGGGAUGAGAACGUCCCCGAUUGCUCUCCGAAGGAAGGAACAAGGGUGAUCUUCGAAGCUUUGUUGCCGAGACCCACGGCUGACCCCCAGAAAAUUUCCAAGGGAGCUUUUAUCUCUGUGGAUGCUCGACCACUCUCGGCCUUUCGAGGAGCGGCCAAGAAACUGCUGUCCAUCUUCAAGAAACGCAUCGGGGACCAUUUUGCAUCGAUCCACUCGGAGACCAUUCUCAGAAAUCCCUUCAUCAGGUUGAAUAUCCGGUGUCCCCCCAGUACUUACGAUGUUAACGUUGAGCCGUCCAAGGAGGAUGUUAUCUUCAAGGAGGAACAUAAUAUCAUUGAUCAGUUCGAGUCAUUUCUUUCAUACGUGUACCCUGCCUCUGGUGUUGGGCAGUCACGGCCGCUACCAAUAACCACCACAGGAACGAGCGUUGAAGCACCUGGAAGGAAGACCACGAAUAUUUCGAAUUCAUCUCUGUCGCUACAGGCUACGGCUUUGUCGUGGAGGGUCGACAUGUCGUCAGGUCUUGAUGGCAUGAGCGAUGAUGAGAUUGGCGAUCAGGCUACUGGCCACACACCACAAUAUACACAACAGGUGGUUGAGGCUGAAGCCCGCGAAGGGGACAAUGAACAGCCUCUAAACGAGGGAUUGAAUCCCUGGUCUAUCGCCAAACUUACCGGAAAACCCAAAAAUAAUGCACCCCAGGACCAAGGACCCGUGCAGGAUACACGGCGGGAAACCCAACCUCAGUCAACAGAGCUUAGCACCACAGACCCCUUCAGUGUGAGCUCGCCGCCACAUAUGCAGGAAUCAAGCUUAAGACACAGCCGGGGCCCCCAACAUAGUCCUCGCGAUAGGCACAGGAACCCGGAAUCACAGGGCAGGCGUUUCAAAGAUUUCACCGGGCACAAACAAAACAAGCCGACUGUCAACUCCACUCGCCUGUCCAACCAGCAGAACCGGCCUCGUCGUUACCACGUACUUCAAAGCCCGCCAACUUCCUCUCCGCAUGACCAAGAUCGCGAGCGGGUUGUUUCAAGGGACCGCCCCCGCCCGCAAAACUUAACAGGGCCGACCCGCAUAAUCCAGUCCCGGCUUCCAUUCGACAGAAACAGUAACCGGCUAAGGCUCCGUGACCACCCCGAUCUUGGUCUUGACCUAGAUCAGCAGGUCUCAGAGACUACCCGGCGAGACAUGCUCGCAAGGAACCCGCCAAUAACUCGUCUAGUUGAUGUCGAGGACGAGGACACCAUGACCGGAACGUUUGUCGGGGUUGAUUCGGCUGGCGGAGCCACUGUCCAACAUAUAUCGCCUGUGUCUUUGUCAUGCACUGUUGGAGGUGAUGAAAGCGCAACCGAGGCCCAGCUGGCGGGAAAGCCAGAUGAAAACACUUCCCAGCCGCUUCUACGAACUGAUGAUCCCAGGGCAAGACUCAUUCAACAGCAGCGCCUUACCGCAGCGAGCGUGCGGAAAAAGCCCAAGCGGCUCAAAACUGGCCAGCUGCCCCUCGAGACAAUACCCUGUGAUUCCAAGACGUGUGCCCUAUUGCUGGGAAUGGCAGUCGAUGCGAGUAGUUUGGCACAGCUGCUUACCGAAGCCUCUAGAUUCGACACUUGGUUGGUUGACGGGGAGCUGAGAGGAGCUUUUGAGGACGGGACCGAGCCCAAGGACACAGCCAGGUUGAUGGAGCCCUUGUUGGCACGGCUUGCUUACGGAACAACUGUCAACGCCUGA
Messenger RNA from Chaetomium globosum CBS 148.51, 2466 nucleotides. RefSeq lists its product as uncharacterized. NCBI's taxonomy places the organism in Eukaryota, Fungi, Ascomycota, Sordariomycetes, Sordariales, Chaetomiaceae. The transcript has 2 exons. Gene Ontology annotation, molecular function: ATP-dependent DNA damage sensor activity; mismatched DNA binding; ATP binding. Gene Ontology annotation, cellular component: MutLalpha complex. Bases 1 to 2466 code for a protein of 821 amino acids. The record is from RefSeq and is a predicted model, not a curated record. Gene Ontology annotation, biological process: mismatch repair.